CUUUCAGGCUAUGCCUCCUCGCUCCUUCUAUCAGGCCCCGCCUCCUCGCCACAGGUUUAGUCCCUCCUUCUUUCAGGCUACGCCUCCUCGCUCCUUCUAUCAGGCCCCGCCUCCUCGCCACAGGUUUAGUCCCUCCUUCUUUCAGGCUAUGCCUCCUCGCUCCUUCUAUCAGGCCCCGCCUCCUCGCCACAGGUUUAGUCCCUCCUUCUUUCAGGCUACGCCUCCUCGCUCCUUCUAUCAGGCCCCGCCUCCUCGCCACAGGUUUAGUCCCUCCUUCUUUCAGGCUAUGCCUCCUCGCUCCUUCUAUCAGGCCCCGCCUCCUCGCCACAGGUUUAGUCCCUCCCACAUUCAGGCCCCGCCUCCUCGCCGCAGGUUUAGUCCCUCCUUCUUUCAGGCUACGCCUCCUCGCUCCUUCUAUCAGGCCCCGCCUCCUCGCCACAGGUUUAGUCCCUCCUUCUUUCAGGCUACGCCUCCUCGCUCCUUCUAUCAGGCCCCGCCUCCUCGCCACAGGUUUAGUCCCUCCCACAUUCAGGCCCCGCCUCCUCGCCGCAGGUUUAGUCCCUCCUUCUUUCAGGCUACGCCUCCUCGCUCCUUCUAUCAGGCCCCGCCUCCUCGCCACAGGUUUAGUCCCUCCUUCUUUCAGGCUACGCCUCCUCGCUCCUUCUAUCAGGCCGCGCCUCCUCGCCACAGGUUUAGUCCCUCCUUCUUUCAGGCUACGCCUCCUCGCUCCUUCUAUCAGGCCCCGCCUCCUCGCCACAGGUUUAGUCCCUCCUUCUUUCAGGCUACGCCUCCUCGCUCCUUCUAUCAGGCCUCGCCUCCUCGCCACAGGUUUAGUCCCUCCUUCUUUCAGGCUACGCCUCCUCGCUCCUUCUAUCAGGCCUCGCCUCCUCGCCACAGGUUUAGUCCCUCCUUCUUUCAGGCUACGCCUCCUCGCUCCUUCUAUCAGGCCCCGCCUCCUCGCCACAGGUUUAGUCCCUCCUUCUUUCAGGCUACGCCUCCUCGCUCCUUCUAUCAGGCCCCGCCUCCUCGCCGCAGGUUUAGUCCCUCCCACAUUCAGGCCCCGCCUCCUCGCCACAGGUUUAGUCCCUCCUUCUAUCAGGCCCCGCCUCCUCGCCACAGGUUUAGUCCCUCCUUCUUUCAGGCUACGCCUCCUCGCUCCUUCUAUCAGGCCCCGCCUCCUCGCCGCAGGUUUAGUCCCUCCCACAUUCAGGCCCCGCCUCCUCGCCACAGGUUUAGUCCCUCCCUCCUGUGACUAAUUUCCCUGCGGCUGAUUUCGGUGUCUGUGUCAGAUUCCAGGCCUCAUGUCCCUAAAGCGUCACGCCUCUGUGGUC
This is a messenger RNA of Cyprinodon tularosa, 1331 nucleotides long. Its product is annotated as extensin-2-like. The coding region runs from base 11 to 1252 and encodes 413 amino acids. The transcript has 7 exons. The record is from RefSeq and is a predicted model, not a curated record. NCBI's taxonomy places the organism in Eukaryota, Metazoa, Chordata, Actinopteri, Cyprinodontiformes, Cyprinodontidae.